This is a messenger RNA of Racocetra fulgida, 948 nucleotides long. The record is from the annotation of a GenBank genome assembly. Lineage: Eukaryota; Fungi; Glomeromycota; Glomeromycetes; Diversisporales; Gigasporaceae.
AAAGGAAGCAAGAACAAGAAACGACAGGUUACAAAUUCGGAUGAGCUUAUUAACUCUGGCAUUCAAGAAUCCAAUAGCGUGAAUAUUGAUGUACAAAUCAGUGCCCUAGAAGUUUUGAAAACUUUGUUUACAGUCGGUGGCUCCUCGAUACCUUGUAAUUCUCGCAUCACUAUCGAUAAUAUCAUUAUGUCACGAAUUUUAGCACCAAUUUCCCAAUUUACAAACUCUUCUAGUAUAACUCGGAACGAGAGCGACAUCCAGCUAAAGUUAUAUGAAUGUUUACUUGCUUCAAUUGUUGCUCCAUCAGUGUUUCAAUCUACAAUACUUCCUCAUGCCCUGCAAACUAAUGAUUCGAUGUCUAUAGUUGCUCCUAUCAAAACAGCAUCACCUAUAGUCUCUCCUAUACAAACAACAUCGCCUAUAGUUUCUCCUAUUAAAACAGCAUCGCCCAUAGUUUCUCCUAUCCAAACAGCAUCGCCCAUAGUCGCUCCUAUCCAAACAACAUCGCCUAUAGUCCUGCCUAUCCAAACAGCAUCGCCCAUAGUCGCUCCUAUCCAAACAACAUCGCCUAUAGUCGCGCCUAUCCAAACAGCAUCAUCUAUUAUGAUUCCUACUAAAACAGAACCUUCCAAUAAUAGUCUCACAUCAGUCGCAAGUUACGACAAAAACCUUUUACCGCCAAAAAACAUUAUAACCUUGUCUGAAAAAAAUGAUAACGUUAUUGUUACAGAAACUAACUAUUCGAUAUACUUAUCUGAUAAAAAUGAUAAUUCAAACAUGAAAAGGGCGCGUUCGGAUGAUAUUUCGGAUCUUGAUGUUGAAGACCAGACUCGUAUGCAUAAGCUGUUUCGGGAAGAUUAUAAUGAUUCUGAUGACGACGAGGAUGAAGAAAUGCCUGAGAUUGUGCCGGAUAGUCCAGACUCAGAUUACGAAAGUUCAGACGGAUAA